Rhipicephalus sanguineus (brown dog tick) is the source of this 581-nucleotide messenger RNA. RefSeq lists its product as uncharacterized. The coding region runs from base 17 to 514 and encodes 165 amino acids. The record is from RefSeq and is a predicted model, not a curated record. NCBI's taxonomy places the organism in Eukaryota, Metazoa, Arthropoda, Arachnida, Ixodida, Ixodidae. The transcript has 3 exons.
GUUCGGCGUCAACGAGAUGUACUUGAAAAGAGCAACUGUCAGAGGUCUGGUGUCUGUGACCUUGAAAGGACGUUGGAAUGUGCUGCGCUCCAACGACAAGGUGGACUUCUUCGACAGGUGUGUGUCAAACCCGAGCGCCGGCUCCUUCGGCAGCUAUACAGAGGUGUGCCCGACCAAGUGCAACGCUGACAAUCCCGUAUAUCAGCUUACUUACUCGACUGAACACGCCUCCGUGCUCUGCCUCUCACCGCGCUCCCUGGGCGUAUUCGCCUACGACAACGAGGAUGCACUGGCCGUAAAGCUAUGUGCUUCAAAAGCCGACGGGUUCCCCGAUUUGAAGUUCGGCAUCGCCGUGUACGACAUCGACUAUGAUGACUACGAGAAUCAGUGCGCGUCCCUGAACAGAUUCGGCCGGCACAGCCGCCUGAAGCAGGUCAAGAAGGUGUUGGACUACAUGAGGCUCAACCUCGGCGAGAGCUUCAACGCGGGAGCGUGCGUAAACUACCAGCGGUGAAAGAGUUGGGCUUGGCCACGUUCUCGUCCGAUGCCGUCCGCUUCCAGGAACGAUGCGGCCAAAUAUA